Messenger RNA from Penicillium salamii, 1662 nucleotides. Lineage: Eukaryota; Fungi; Ascomycota; Eurotiomycetes; Eurotiales; Aspergillaceae. The record is from the annotation of a GenBank genome assembly.
AUGAUAGGCAGAUUCUAUCCCGUGAUGGCGUGCUAUGGCGUAUCCGCCGUCACCGGUUGCGUGCGAUGUUCGAAUCGCAUGUCGCGCAAGAUAUUUGCUUUAAAGUCUGUUACGCUGGGCUCGAAUGAUCGUGUUUUUUCUUCUUCUUCUAUCCCGUUCAUGGGGUUGCAAGGAACACGGCUUGGCGCCUUCCGGGCAUACUUCUUCGGAUUCUUCAUCUGCACCGCGGGUUUCCUUUUUGGAUAUGACACCGGAAUUGUCGGUGGUAUCCUGGAGUUCCAGUCCUACAUCAAUGACUUUGGCUAUAAGGAUCAAACUACCGUCAGUGCGGUAAUGGUCAGCUUGCAAAAUGUCGGCGCCUUCCUCUCUGCCCUGAGUAUCUUCUGGGUUUCUGAAAUGUUUGGUCGGAAGAAGACGGUUCAGGCAGCCAUGGGAGUCUUUUGCAUCGGUGUCAUUUUGCAGGUUGUGCCAUCCCACUCCCUCGUUUGCUUUUACAUUGGACGUUUCGUGGCUGGUCUCGGUCUUGGUGCAGGCACUGCCGUUGUACCGGCAUACAACGCAGAGAUGGCCCCCAAAGAAAUUCGCGGAAAGCUUGGAUCGGGAAUGCAGUGGCUCUUUGCCCUGGGUGUCAUGCUGAGUUAUUGGAUCGACUAUGGAGUCAAGGUCGGUCUGCCUGUUUCUUCAAAGCAAUGGCAAAUUCCAGUCGGCCUGCAAAUGGUUCCUGCAGGAGUUCUUGCCCUGGGUCUUUUUGCCAUGCCUGAGAGUACCCGCUGGUUAGCCAAGAAAGGUCGCUUCGAUGAAGCAUUUGAGAGUUUGAAAUGGAUCCGGGCUAGCGAUGGGCCGGAAGUUAAGGCAGAGUUCAACGAGAUCCGAGUUGGACUUGAGGAAGAGCUGAGAGCCACGGAAGGCUUCCAGAAGCGCGAGCUCCUUGAGCCUGCCAACCGCUAUCGACUGGCGCUUGCCUUUUUCAUGUUCUGCGGCCAGCAGUGCACCGGUAUGACGGCGCUGGCAUACUUUGGUCCUCAGUUCUUCAAGUUGAUUGUCGGUGACAACACCGACCAGUCACUUCUCAUCACCGGUCUGUUUGGAGCCGAGAAAUUCGUCACUGUCGGCAUUUAUAUUCUCUUCUUUUCGGAGAUGUGGGGACGCAAGCCUACUCUUUGGAUUUCAGCUCUGCUGAUGGCCUGUUGUUUCAUCAUUGUCACAGUUGUCAAAGAGACAACACCCAAACCAGAUGCCAAGGCAACCCCGGCUGGUAUAGGAAUGGUUGCCAUGAUUUUCUUGACCAACUCAAUUUACCAAUUCAGUUGGGGGCCCUUGCCAUGGCCGUACACCGCCGAGAUCUUCCCGACUCGAAUCCGUGCGGUGGGAACCUCCGUCGCAGUGUCAACACAGUGGCUGUUCAAUUUCCUCUUCUCUCUGGUGACGCGCUACAUGAUGAACGCGUGGGGCAGCUAUGUUUUCACAUUCUAUGCUAUCCUUGAUAUCAUCAUGGCUAUCAUCGUGUUCUUCUUUGUCAAGGAAACCAAAGGGAAGAGUCUCGAGGAGAUGGAGAGCAUCUUCAACAGCAGGGCUGCAUUCGAUGUAGAUGCUGUGCGGCGGGAGACACUGAAGGACGUGGAUGAGGUGAAUGUGCAAAACAAAACCGCCGACUAUCCUUAA